UUUCUGCCUCUGUAUAGGUAGGUAGUUCAAAAUAUUUGGGAAAUUCCCACACACUUUUACUAUAGGAUUUUCCCAUAUUUUAUUGCAGGUAUUAUCAUGAGAUUCAUAAAAGGUACUUCCUCAGAAAUAGCCACCUACCUGUGUUCGUCAUUGUUCAGUAUGAGAUUUUUCUAUGAUGAUUGGACCCUCAGAUUAAAGAAUAUUAAUAUUGAAAUAUAAAGCUGCAUUGACGCUUAGAAUUAUAAAAGUUUAUGCGCUCAUUGUAGGCUAAAGACACCUGGUUUUAAGAACGGCAAGUAAAAAAACAAUUUAUUGAAGAAAAAUUCAGGAACCAUGGAGAAAUUUUUGUUUUGCUUGCUUUGCUUCAUAGAAAAUCCAAUUUUCAUAAUUGGAAGACGAUGGCAUUAAGCAUGGACCUGAAUAAUUUAUUUAAGAUUGCGUCAGAUGCAGCAAGUAUGUGUAUUAUAGCACUAAAUGAUAUAUUUGACAAAAAAUGUGAGAGCUUGCACGGACUUAUCAAAUCGGUAAUUGGGGCUAAAUGUGAGUCGGCUAUAAAUAUAUUCCUAAACACAUUUCGAGAUAUAACGAACUGUGGGCUAAACUGGUAGAAAGAACCUCAAUUUUUAAAAGAAACGACUUAUUGGGGGCCGCUCUACAUCCUCUUCCUCUAGCAUCCUCAACAAGAGCCAAAGGAUCAUUUUUUCUUACUCUACCUAGCGAAAUAGACAACAGUACCUAUAGAUAAUUUAAAAACCAAAGACAACUCAACAUAAUAUGAUGACGUUUGUACCAGAUUAUUUAGAGUUAUCCGUCGAGAAGACUAUGCUUUUCCUACAUUUACAGGGAAAACCCUAAAUCAAUGGAUAUUUGACACUGGUGCAACUUCCCACAUGUCAGGGGACAAAGCUGUUAUCAAAAAUUUGAGACAAUAUUCAGGUAAAAUUCGAAACGAUUAUAUGUCAUCAUGAAUGUAACUCAUAUUGGGGAAGAAAGUCUCAAUGAUUUACUGCCAUCAAGAAAAUAUAUUGAAGUUACCUUGUAUGAUGUUCUGUGUGUGCCAGAUUCAAAAUACUCCUUAAUGUCUUAGCAAAAAAUGAGAGAAAAAGGAAUAAAAAUGCAAGAAAAUAAAAAUAAAAUUAUAUUCACAAAAGACGAUAAAGUAGUAGGAUUGGUUGGGUACUACCAUCUGAAAAAUUAC
This is a messenger RNA of Ceutorhynchus assimilis (cabbage seed weevil), 1198 nucleotides long. The record is from the annotation of a GenBank genome assembly. NCBI's taxonomy places the organism in Eukaryota, Metazoa, Arthropoda, Insecta, Coleoptera, Curculionidae.